Terrapene triunguis (Three-toed box turtle) is the source of this 3763-nucleotide messenger RNA. RefSeq names its product RAD51 paralog C (gene RAD51C). Gene Ontology annotation, molecular function: ATP-dependent DNA damage sensor activity; four-way junction DNA binding; ATP binding. Gene Ontology annotation, cellular component: replication fork; Rad51B-Rad51C-Rad51D-XRCC2 complex; Rad51C-XRCC3 complex. Gene Ontology annotation, biological process: DNA repair; meiotic DNA recombinase assembly; reciprocal meiotic recombination. The transcript has 10 exons. The coding region runs from base 35 to 1138 and encodes 367 amino acids. The record is from RefSeq and is a predicted model, not a curated record. NCBI's taxonomy places the organism in Eukaryota, Metazoa, Chordata, Testudines, Emydidae.
GAGCUCUGGAGGCUUUGGGCCCAGCCUGGGGACCAUGCAGCGGGAUGUGGGCAGCUUUCCCCUAGCCCCUGGCCUCAGGGCUAAGCUCAUCGGAGCCGGGUUCCAGACGGCCCAGGAGCUGCUAGAGAUCGGGCCCUGCGAGCUCAGCAAAGAAAUUGGAAUCUCUAAAGAGGAGGCACUAGAAACCUUGCAAAUUGUAAGAAGAGAAUGUCACAGUAAUGCAACAAAGACUGCUGAUGAUCCGGAAGCUGUUGGGAAGUGCACAGCACUAGAACUCUUGGCACAAGAACAGGCACAAGGCUUCAUCAUCACCUUUUGUUCAGCUUUAGAUGAUAUUCUGGGAGGUGGUGUGCAACUAACAAAAAUCACGGAGAUCUGUGGAGCACCAGGUGUUGGGAAAACCCAGUUAUGUAUGCAGCUGGCAGUAGAUGUGCAGAUUCCAGAAUGUUUUGGGGGGCUUGCUGGAGAAGCAGUUUUCAUUGAUACAGAGGGAAGCUUUAUGGUAGACAGAGUGGUAGACAUUGCAACUGCCUGUGUUCAGCACUGCCAGCUUAUUGCUGAAACACAUCAGGAAGAAGACUUUCAAAAAUCCCUGGAGACUUUCUCGCUUGAAAGUAUUCUUUCUCAUAUCUAUUACUUCCGUUGUCAUGACUACACAGAGCUGCUAGCACAGGUCUACCUCCUCCCAGACUUCCUUUCAGAGCAUUCAAAGGUCCGAUUGGUUAUUGUGGAUGGAAUUGCCUUUCCUUUUCGCCACGACUUUGAGGACCUCUCACUGCGAACGCGGCUUCUGAAUGGCUUAGCACAACAGUUGAUCAGCAUAGCAAAUGCUCAUAAAUUAGCUGUAGUUUUGACAAAUCAAAUGACAACAAGGAUUGGACAAAGUCAGUCCAUGUUGGUACCUGCUUUAGGGGAAAGCUGGGGACAUGCUGCUACCAUCCGUUUAAUCUUCCACUGGGACAACAAACAGAGGUUGGCAACAUUGUACAAAUCACCGAGUCAGAAGGAGUCGACCAUACCUUUCCAUAUUACACCUCAUGGCUUCCGGGAUGUGCAUCCUCCACCUCCAAGCCAGACCCCAGCAGAAGUUGAAAUUAACCCUCGAAAACGGCCACGGAUAGAAGGGGACAAACAAUAGUGAUACAAAGGAUAAACUUCAACAAAGGGGCUUCAGCUUCUUUAGUUGAAGAAUAUUAUAGCUGCUACUUGUAUGUCUGAGCACGAGAGAGAGAGAAACACUUGCUCCAUGGAACAAUGGGAUCCAAUUCAGUACAUCAGAUGACAGUCUUGAUCAUGCAUUCGCUUCUGUGUGCAGCUGAACUUCAAUAGGGCUCCAUGCAACGGUCUGUCCAUAUGGAACAAGCUGCAGGAUAAGGGCCUCAGUCAAUGGAACUGAAGCACCUGCUUAAAGAUAAGAAUGUGUUUAAGUGCUGUGCUAAAUCAGGGCUUUAGCCCUUAACUACUGUGAUGUCCAUGUUGGAGACCAAUCAAAGCUUUCUAACAGCUGAAGCAUUUGUUACUGGCCAUGGUCCGAGACAGCAUACUGGAGCAGAAGGACAUAGGAAUUGCUGUACUGGAUAAAACCCAAUCUUGGUGAAUGGAAAACAUUUGAGGUCUAAUCUACAUGGCUGGAUAGUCUUCAGCCUCUGUUCUAUCUUUCUUCUAAUAGAGGAUUUAGUAUGGUGAUCCUAAUCACUAGGGCAUGUUUUGUUUGUAGUCCUAAUUUAAUUUAGAGAAGAGAGAUGGGUUUCUUAAAAGACAGCAAUGUACUAGCAGCUCCAAAAUCUAAACGGAAGGGAAGAACAUAAAUGUACCCACUGAAAAUGCAGCAAAGAUCUGGUCUCUUCCACAGAAAAUAAACCUUGAAUGACUGAAUGGCAAUUCAAAAUAUUAAUUAUUGCAAGAACAUGGGGAGGGGGCUGGUUACCAUAAUAUCUGGAUGCAUUUUAUAAGGUUUAGAUACAAAAGCAAAUAUUUACCACAAGGGGAGUAUGUAUGUAUUACUUGACACCCUUGAAGCACAGAACUUGCUAACUUGAUUGCUGGGGAAACCUAGCCAGCAGCCUAAAUAGGAGAUUCAAGUUGUGGGAGUCAGUAGCUAUAAUUUUUAAUUUAGUAAUUCAUCCUAAAAUUGACUUUGCUUUGAAACAAAAUUCAGUGCUGAAUGUGAAUCACAAAACCUCCUUCUUUAUUUAAAAUGCUGAAAAAGAGAGUGACAGUGAUUUCUGGAUCAUUAUAGUGUUUAGAUGUAAUUUGCAUAAUACAAUACUGAGGGGAAAAUAUUCAGGUGCCAUCAUGAGAAUCAGGUAUUGUCAAAAUGAAAAAUCCAUGAAUCCGGGAGAGCUAUGUCGCAGAGGAAGAAAGACGGCAGGGCUUGUGACUCAGACAAACAUUGCAAUGCAGGAGACACAGGCAAACAAAAGGAUUCUACCGCAUCUGAUGUCAGCAACCAAAUGCUUCAUUUGGGAAUAAUAGCUUCCUACGUCUUGCAGUGCUAGAGAAGGGGCAGUCUGACACAGUGCGCAUGCCUGCUUAGCCACAUGGAAAACUGCAUUGAUUAAGGGUCUUGUAGCACCAUUUUUAAAAGCACUGGAUUACUACUGAUGUAGAUACUGAUGGUUGCUACUCUGUAAGGAUAUUUAUGAAAAAAGUCUUCUCUGUUUCAGUUAAUUUACCUUAUUCUAGUUUAAAGUAUGCAACAAUUUCUCUAUCUUCAAGGGGAGUAUUUAAAGAUCUCUCAUAUUUAAUGCUAAAUUCAGAUUACUUAUUUUUAUUACAGUUAUUACAGUAGCACUUGGAGACCGCACCUGAGACCAGGGUUCCAUUAUGCUAGGCAUUGUACAUAGAAUAGUCCUUCCUCUGAAGAGCUUACCAUCUAAAUAGAUAAGACAAACAAAGCAUACCGGGGAAACAGAAGCACAGAGAGGUAAAGUGACUUGCACAAGGUCACACUGCAGAUCAGUUGCAGAGUUGGGAUAGAAGGUAGGUCUCCUAACUCUUAAUGCAGUACAGUACACUGGAUCACAUUAUCCAUAGCAUUUUUCAUCUAAAGAUCUCAGUCAAUUACAAAUGUCAGUUAAGCCUUACAACUCCUAAACAAUGUAUUCCACCUUGUAUUUAGGGGUGAGACUCUGAGUACAUUUCCAUGACCUAGAGAAGAGUUGUGUGUAAGCUUGAAAGCUAGUCUUGCUCACUAACUGAAGCUGGUCCAAUACAAGAUAUUACCUCACCCACCUCGUCUCUCUAAACUCCUAGGUGAGUCAUUUCAUCCCCAUUUUCAGAUGGGAAAGUUGAGAGGUAGAAAAAUUAAAUUGUCUAAAGUCACACAGUUUAACUAGCAUCACUGGGAAUAAAACUCAAGCCUCCUGACUCCCAAUCUGUUCCUCUAAUAAUUAAAUACACUCCCUCUGAUUUUACAAGAAUAUGUAUUUACACUAAUAUGUAUUUUUAUAUUGUUUUGUUGCCUAAAUAUCAAGGGAGACCUGUUUGGUGUAGAAGUGUUCAGAACAUUAGUUUUAUGCAAGAAAAUAUAGCUUCUGGUGUCAACCAGAUUAAUUUUUUUUAGAAAGUGCAUAUUACAUAAGGAUAGCUUAAAGGAAUACAUUUGUUUUCAUAACCGAUGGAUUUUUGUACUGUUCUAAAAGGUGUCAGAUAUAAUAAUUUAGUGGCUAACAGAAGUCAGAACACCCCCUCAAGGCAAUGUGGUCUUGUGAGUAGCUUCCACUGUUUUGGGUUGUUGCCCCCUUUUUUUGGGGGGGGGGAG